Ostrea edulis (European flat oyster) is the source of this 3073-nucleotide messenger RNA. RefSeq lists its product as uncharacterized. The coding region runs from base 407 to 2674 and encodes 755 amino acids. Lineage: Eukaryota; Metazoa; Mollusca; Bivalvia; Ostreida; Ostreidae. Gene Ontology annotation, cellular component: endoplasmic reticulum membrane. The transcript has 3 exons. Gene Ontology annotation, molecular function: mannosyltransferase activity. The record is from RefSeq and is a predicted model, not a curated record.
UUGGAGAGAGCAUAGAUCUCGGUAUUUAUUAGUUUUAAAAGGUAAUUGCCACCAUGACCUACAUGACAAAAAAAUAAAUAAAAGGCUUUCCAGUUGUUGUCACGUGAUUUGGUGGGGUCAUUAUAACGGAGGAACAUGUAAAUGAUCUUUUAAAGAACAACACACGGAUGAUACUGCUAUACCUGUGAGCACGGACGAAAUUCACACGCGUCGUGAUUUUAUUUGUAUUGAUCGAUGUGACUUCUAGUUACCUGCCGAGUUAGGAUGAAAUGAUUCCCAAUGCCUCAUCAUCUAUUUAUUUCUUAUCGACUGGUGCAUAAAGUCGACACCUCAUAUGGAUGCUGCGAGGGAAAGUUGAAGAAGUUACAGUGAAUGAAUUUAGAGAAAGGGGUUAUCUAGAACUGCCAUGAAACAGCGUAAAAUUCAGACAUUGGGUCGAUCCACGAACCAGAAAGAAAACUCGGAUAGAAUCAAUCGAAAGCCUGGAAGAAAGGAUGAAAGUUCCAUUAAGAACGGGCAAAACCAACACGCUGAUAUAUUCCCAAGAUAUUCUGAAUGGAUUGUGUUUUUGGUAACCAUUCUUCUGAGAUUUCAUUAUGUUUCUCAAAAACAAAACUGGUGGAUUCUACAUCCUGACGAAAUAUUUCAAUCGAUGGAGGUUGCCUUCUCGGAAUUGCACGGUUAUGGUUUUCGACCUUAUGAAUUCCUUCCUCCAGCUUCCGGACCGAAUGUGACGUCAGCGAGAGCACAAGAGAGGAUGCUGGGAAUGUAUGCUCUGAGGUCUUUCAUAUAUCCUAGAAUUUUGGCAGGCGUCGGUUAUGUUAGCCAGCUACUGGGUUUUCACGGAAGUCUUUACAUGGUUUGGAGAAUGUUCCAUGCUGGUAUAACGUCAUGUCUCCCGCUCUCCAUCUACAUCUUCUGUAGGAAUGCCACUGGAAAUCGCGAUAUCUCUAUGAUCUCAUGCAUUCUCGUGGCUUCGUCAACACAUCUCUGGGUGUUCGGAACACAUACAUUUCUGAAUUCUUUCCUCUCACCAUUUGUAUUUAUCAUACUUGGAUAUCUGACAUCCUUUCUUACUGCAUUAUCAAAGGAGAAAAAUACCGAAAAUUGCGAAGAGACUUACAAGAAAGACAUGGAACAUAACAACAACAUACAAAUACAGCAAAAUGGCAAUGGAGCAGUACAUAAUUCUCCAUUCAGCGUGCACCAACUAAAAUCCAAUUCUGUGAAAAAAGUCAGCAGAACGGAUUUCAGCCCAUGUAAUGUAUUUCUGAUGGGGUAUUUUACCGGCUUAUUCAUUUACAUGCGUCCAGAUCUGUGUGUUCUUCUUAUAACUGUCUUAUCACCGCACAUACCUUCAGUUUUGGUGCGUUUCAAACAUAUCAUUUCACAUUUUGAGUUGUAUGUUUGUAUUGUAAGCAGUGUUAUGGGAAUUCUGACGGGUGCUCUAGACGAUUUUUUGUCCUAUGGUAGAUUUGUUGUGACACCUCUGCAAUGGUUGUCGUUUAACGUCCUAAAUGGGUAUGCAAAACGGAUGUUUGGGACAAUGCCUAAUUCAUUCUAUAUUCACAUGUUCUUCGGAAAUAUAACAUUAAUCUUUUUAUCGCUUUGUAUCAUUUGCGUUUUUGUCUAUACCAUCAACAAGUCAUCAGUAGUGCUGGUUUUCUUAAAAAAAUCGCUGUUCUCCUUUACAAGCCUUUUCAUCAUAUAUUCAUACCAAGGACAUAAAGAGGCGAGAUUUCUACACGAUGCAAUAGUCGUAUUCUACAUCUGCUCUGGUGUUUCGUUGUAUGUUUGUGUUCAAGAAAUUUCAUACCGUUUAAGAUCGUUUUGCGAUUCCCGUUAUAUGGAGCAUGUAACCCAUUGGUUUUUAUUGCUAUGGUUUAUAUCUAGUCAAUACCAAAUGAUGCCAAAUUCUCGUGACAAUUCAAUAAAACUUUGGGCUUAUGAGGAAAAAACAGAUAGUCAUGAUGUCAAUGUGUGCUUGGAUUUCAUAAGUCAACAAACUGAGGUUACAGGUGUAUUUAUUGACAGAGAUAUGCAUAUGACGGGUGGAUACUCGAUUCUGAAAAAAAAUAUUCCAUGGUUUUCUCUGAUCAAUACCGAAUUUAGAGAGUUUUCAAAGAAAAGUCGAUUGGAAUUGCAAUCGUUCUAUGGUACACGAAAGGUUUCAACAACAUCGCAAAUUUCCAACUAUAUUCAUAUUCAAAACACACCCUUUCUUUUGAAAUGCCUUAUACGACAAAAAGAAUACAAUUACCUGGUUAUGAAGAUCACUCGUCAAUUUAUAAAUCAGGGUUAUGUGGAAGUUUUUAGAUAUGGAACUAUGCGCGUGUUAAAGCGUACGAAUGAUUUACAAGAAGAGAAAAUGUUGGCAACGUUAGAGAGAACCAUUUCAGACAGCAAAAAUUCCACAGUAUUAAAAUACGAAGGUCAGUGGUUGGCGAUGUAUGGGAACUAUGAUCUUGCCAAGGAAAAAUUCAGUAGGGCAGCUGAAAUACAAUCGGAUUUACAAGUACAUCAAUUUCUGAUUGAACUUCACAGAAAGAUAAGUGAACCAGAAAACACAAAAGCCGUAUUUAAAAACUGCUUGCAGAAGUUUAGUAGUGACGACUGCCUGAAACCGGCGGAGAAAAUCGCACUGUUUGAGCACGAGAGAAUAACUUUGAGAUGAAAUGUUGUCUGCUGCAAGGCCUGUGUAUAAUUACACAGGUACAUGAAAGAAUAUACCUUUGAUUUAGUAUGGGUGUUUGUUUCUAAACAGAACUUGAAUGUAUAUGGAAAAUAUGCUGUUUCAAAGUAUUCAAAACACUAGCGCUUUCUGAAUUUUAAUAUCCAUCCUCAAUUUAAGCGGAAGUGCAUUAAAUAUACAUUGGAACUGCAUAUUUUCACACACAGACACACACACACACAGUUGAUAUUGGAUAUUAUUUUGUUAUUUGAUUGUUUUUAUCUCAUUGUCAACCAAAGAUUGUAUUUGAGAUUGUAACUUUUUAUGGAUUGCGUUGCAACAACAAAAAACAAUAAAGGGGUGUGAAAAAAGGAUAAAACAGAUAAAACAAAAACAACUUUG